Molecule: messenger RNA, 1675 nt
Organism: Ostrea edulis (European flat oyster)
Lineage: Eukaryota; Metazoa; Mollusca; Bivalvia; Ostreida; Ostreidae
Exons: 3
Coding region: 94-1524 (476 amino acids)
Source: RefSeq, a predicted model, not a curated record
AUAAAGAUCAUUUCUAACCGAGAAACAGCAAUACAAGCAGAGACGCACGAAGUAACUCUGAAACAACUCAAUACAGACCACAAUAUUUAACAUAUGGCAUCCCCACCAGGCGGUCCGAUCGAGAUUUGUUUCUCGUUUGAUACGACUGGAUCUAUGUCCAGUUCCAUCAAUGCUGUUAAACAGAAUGUCCAAGAAAUGAUUCAAAGACUUCAAACGGAUAUACCCGGUAUCAGAAUCGCUGUGUUCGCUCACGGAGACUACUGUGACCGGAAUUCUUCUUAUGUCACCAAGUACAUAGACUUUUCUACAGACUUGAAGGAACUGUGUCAGUGGGUGAAAAACGUGGGCUCCACGGGGGGUGGCGACUCGGAUGAGUGCUAUGAACUGGUUUUGCACGAGGUUCAAAGUCUGACUUGGACGCCCGGAACUCAAAGGGCGCUUGUGAUGAUAGGUGAUGCCCACCCACAUGAUGUGAAUUACCCAGACAAUAAAUUGAAGCUGGACUGGAAGCAGGAAGUCGAAAAAUUGGCAGUGAUGGGUAUCCGAGUGUAUGGAGUGCAAUGUAGAGCUUCGGGUGACAAAAGGACCCAUGACUUCUACCAAACACUAGCCGACAAGACAGCAGGCAGACGAGUAGAACUAGACCAGUUCUCCAACCUGUUUGACUUCAUAAUGGCCAUCUGCUACAGAGAACAGGGAGCCGAAUUUCUGGACAUCUAUGAACAAGAAGUACGACAAAGAAACGCUAGAAUGGGUCUUCAUAAAGACUUGAAUGCGAUGUUUGGCGCACUCAAAGACGGAGAACCUUGUACGUCUUCAUCCACUAAAGUGGCAGAUUCGCCAAAGUCCAAAACACUUCCCUACAAGCCGGUCCUGAAAAAGGUGUCAUCCUUGACAAAAGUUCCUUCCAUUGUAAAUCUGAAGAAAAAGACUUCAAUCAUUCACGGGGUCAAGAAAACAAUCGCCAAAAGGUCUCCUCGCUCUGCUGUGGAUAGAAAGAAAGCGAAAUCUCUGGCCAUUUCGUGUCAGAAGAUUGAUACGCUAAGAAAAUUGAAGAGGGAAAUUGUCCCAGAGACGAAUUUCUCUAUGAGCAAGAUACAAUGGUCACCAUGGGAACUCGCCAUUGCUCCCAGUAGACCGGAAGAUGAUGCUGAAUGGGUAGAAAGAUACAGAGGAAGAAGGGGUUUCCGAAAAUCUACCAUCUGUGGAGGAAAGACAUUCCCCGCAGCUGUGUACGAGUUCUCGGUGAGGAAAACUGGUGAUUCCAAACGUUUUGUUGCGUACUGUAAAAUGUCUUCGGGAUUUACCAAAACAAGGUGUUGGGAAUCCCGUCUUUUAUCCGAUUCGGACGUUCGAUCUCAAGUGAACAAAAUGGUAUCCUUAGGAUAUUACGUGUUUGUGCGCAGAUGUUUGGUAACAGACUGUAACAAGAACACGAUAAAGAAGUCUCUUUUACGAUAUGACUAUGCAUGGAGACGUGUAAGAAAUGUUAGAGAAUCUCACAGGGAUAUGGAGAUGGUUUAACAGUGGCGUCUACCGUGAAGACAUAAACAGCAGCUAUAAUAAUUAGGUUUUGUAUGCUCACAUCUGUAUGUGAAUCAUUUGGAUGACCUCAUAUUGUUAUUUCAUUACCUCAUAUUGUUACAAUAUAUUUUGAUUCUGUAAUAAAUUUCAA